CCGGAGUAUGGGUCGAAAUUUCCAAAGCAGUAUUUACUUCCGGGUAGCUUCAACGUGAAGAUUAAGGAGACUGACGUUAUAGGUCACCUUGGUCUUUCAUCUUGAUAAUAAGAAACAGAAAUUUCAUUCAAAAAAUGGAAGAGGUUUGUAUGGAGGACCCUGAUUCCAUUUCAGAAGUAGAAAUUACAGACCUGAAAGGGUAUACUAAUCAGAGUAAAGAAAACAUGUUGACAAGACUGUCUCAGACCGAUGCUCAUUUUAAACACCAACAGCGAGGCGAAGCUGACCUGACAUGCGAUGAAAAGAGAGAAAUUGCAAGAAAUAUUUUGGAAAAAAGUUCUUCAAUAUUCUUAGCACGGUUUGGUGCCUACCUUUCAUCUGAUGACCUUGAACAUUUCGUAGACAAAUCUGGUGAUUAUGAAAUACAGUUCUAUCUGCAACAACUAAAGAAAGAGAAAAGUAAAGAUUACUCUGCAAACAGGGUUAAGAAUCGUCGCUAUCAAGCCAUGAAGCAGCUGAUUCAGGAGGGAGAAUAUUUCAGUGACGAUUCCAUUAAACAUCGGGAUCCCUACCUGUAUGAACAGCUGAUUGGUCAAUACUUAACACAGGAGGAAAUCCAAGGUCUGGUGGACAAGGCAGACCUCAGAUUCUCAACCAUCCUGCUCAAACACAUGGACCAACUGGAGGAAAAUCAGGUGUUUAAGUUUCAAAAAGACAAAGAGGACUGUCAGUUUGAAGAAGAAGAUGAGGAUAGUGAAGAAGAAGAAGAAAUGGAGAAAGAUGAAGAAGAAAUUUCAGAUGAGAGGAAAUCAGAAAUGAGAGAGGAGCUUUACAGAAUUAUGCAGGAGAGAUUUCUCUCUGGAAAAGAACAACAAUUUGACUACAGUCAAGUGGAUGACAAUACAGCUUACGAUGACCUCGAUCUUUUGGACAAGGAUGAAGAAGAGAAAUAUUUUGAUUCGGAAGAACCAGUGGAAAUGUCUGUUCCUAAACUCACAGAUCUUGCCAACUCAAUGUUAAUAAACAAUGACACCGCCCAAAUAAACGGCAGUGAAAAACCAGAUGUUGGUGGACAAGACACCAGCAUUACAAAUACAUGUGGUUCAGGAACAGAACCAAUGAAAACAGACAUUCAGGAUAAUUCCUCAGAGGGAAAUGUAACUUAAAUGUGAAUAAGGGUUCAUAAUACAUGUUUAUUUUUUAUAUAUACUGAAUUUGUGUACUCUUUUAUUUACUUUAUAUCAAAUAAUGAGAUUUGGUAUCAGAAACUAAAUCAGCCAUUGAGGCUGUUUUUAAUUUUAACUGAAAAAGGAAAUUAUUUUAAAUUUGUUCUAAACAUUUAAUCAGCCAAUCAAAAUAUUAGAUCAACGAAAAUGGAAGCUUUGCAGUUAAUCAACCUAUCAAAUUUUGUUGUGUUUACUAAACAAGUCAAUCAGAUUGUGCUUUAAUUACCUAAAUCAGUUAAAAGUAAUUUUAAUUAUUGAAACAGCUGAUGAGGUUGUUUGUGCAUUACCAUUGUUUCAUGAAUUAAAUCAGUUAAUUAUUUUUCGACUGCUGUGUUAAAAUAAAUCAGCUAAUCAAAUUGUGUGUUAAUUACUAAUUCAUUUGAUCAGAUUGCAUUCAACUCAAAUGGUUAAUACAGUUUUGUUUCAUGACAAUAUUAGCCAAUCAGAUUACGUUUCCUGAACAUAUCAGCCAAUCAGAUUGCGUUUGAGUAAA
Messenger RNA from Mizuhopecten yessoensis (Yesso scallop), 1719 nucleotides. RefSeq names its product coiled-coil domain-containing protein 97-like. The record is from RefSeq and is a predicted model, not a curated record. The coding region runs from base 135 to 1166 and encodes 343 amino acids. The transcript is spliced from 5 exons. Lineage: Eukaryota; Metazoa; Mollusca; Bivalvia; Pectinida; Pectinidae.